Messenger RNA from Rhinolophus ferrumequinum (greater horseshoe bat), 876 nucleotides. RefSeq names its product ATPase H+/K+ transporting subunit beta (gene ATP4B). Gene Ontology annotation, cellular component: sodium:potassium-exchanging ATPase complex. NCBI's taxonomy places the organism in Eukaryota, Metazoa, Chordata, Mammalia, Chiroptera, Rhinolophidae. Gene Ontology annotation, molecular function: ATPase activator activity. The transcript has 7 exons. The record is from RefSeq and is a predicted model, not a curated record. Gene Ontology annotation, biological process: intracellular sodium ion homeostasis; intracellular potassium ion homeostasis; potassium ion import across plasma membrane. Bases 1 to 876 code for a protein of 291 amino acids.
AUGGCAGCACUGCAGGAGAAAAAGUCAUGCAGCCAACGGAUGGAGGAAUUCCAACACUACUGCUGGAACCCAGACACGGGGCAGCUGUUGGGCCGGACCCUGUCCCGGUGGGUGUGGAUCAGCCUCUACUACGUGGCCUUCUACGUGGUGAUGACCGGACUCUUCGCUCUGUGCAUCUACUCGCUGAUGUGUACGCUGGACCCAUACACACCGGACUACCAAGACCGGCUCAAGUCACCAGGGGUGACCUUGAGGCCAGAUGUCUAUGGGGAGAAAGGCCUGGACAUUUCCUACAAUAUCUCUGAUAACAAGACCUGGACGGACCUGGUGCACACCCUCCACGACUUCCUGGCAGGCUACUCACCAGAGGCCCAAGAGGACAACAUAAACUGUACCUCUGAGAAGGUAUUCAUCCAGGAAAGCUUCAGGGCCCCUAACCACACCAAGUUCUCCUGCAAGUUCACAACAGACAUGCUGCAAAACUGCUCAGGCCUUGUGGAUCCCAACUUCGGCUUUGCGGAGGGAAAGCCAUGUUUUAUUAUUAAAAUGAACAGGAUCGUCAGGUUUCUCCCCAGCAAUAAAACGGCCCCCAGGGUGGACUGCACCUUCCUGGACCAGCAUGACAAGGACAGCCAGCCCCUACAGGUGGAGUACUACCCGCCCAACGGCACCUUCAGUCUCCACUACUUCCCUUACUACGGGAAGAAAGCGCAGCCCCACUAUAGCAACCCUUUAGUCGCAGCAAAGCUUCUCAAUGUCCCCGGGAACACGGAAGUUGUCAUCGUGUGCAAGAUCCUGGCGGAGCAUGUGACCUUUGACAACCCCCACGAUCCCUAUGAAGGGAAAGUGGAGUUUAAGCUUAAAAUUGAGAAGUAA